UUAUUCUUCUUAUUAUUUUUUUUUGAAUUAUUACAUAUAAUAGAGAAUUGAUUAUUUUAGGAGUUACUUGUGUCCAUCAAAUUCCUUAUUGGUUUAGCUCCCUUGUUUGAGAAAUACUUGACAAUAUUUCAAGAUGAAGGACCACUUGUUCAUAUUUUAUUUUAUAAAAUGAAAAAUCUUUUAAUAUCUUUAAUGAAACGUUUCCUUCAACCGACUGCUGUUAAUAGAAAGCUUACUAAAGAUCUUUUAAAAAUUGAUUCUUCUGAUUCAACUAUCCACCUUGAUUUGAAUAAAAUGGACUUUGGCGAGGAGGCUAAAAACCAGGUGAACAAAAUAUCAUGUGAAAAAAAAAGAUUUGUCUGCUUACAGAAAAUGAGAGAUGGAUAUAUAUCUGUUGUAAAACACUUGCAAAAAAAACUUCCACUUGAUUCGCAGAUAUUAAAAGAUAUGACUUGUUUGGGUGCUCAAAUGAGAUCAGAACCUUGGACUGUUAAUGCAAUUGGGCGAAUAGCAGUUACGAUGCCACAUGUAAUUACGGAAAGGGAGGUAUCAUUUGUGAAAGAUGAAUGGAAAUUAUACCAAGCAGCUAAUAUAUCAAAAGACUGGUAUAUAGAUUUUGACACAAAAAAACUAAAAAGAGUAGACCAUUAUUGGGCUAAAGUUUUUGAAAGUAACAAUGAAUAUGGAAAAACAAAGUAUGGGUUUCUCAGUAAAGUUGUUAAGAGCUGUUUAACAAUUCAGAAUGGAAAUGCCAGUGCUGAGCAAAGUUUAUCUGAUAACAAAAAUACAUUAACUCCUGAGAGAGUAAAUCUAAAUGAUGAAACAUUAAUGGCUUUAAGAAUAUCAAAAGAAUAUGCAAGAAGUUGCAGAGGAGCAUAUAAUGUUGAUGCACUCUCCAAAGACUUUGUUCAAGCUGUUCAAAAUGCUCAUAAAAUAUAUAAAAAAAGAAAAGCUGAAGAAGACGAAGAAAAAAGAAAAAAUUAUAUUCAUGAGCAAGAACUAAUGAAUAAAGAAAAAGAGCAAAAAGAAAUGCUUUAAGAUGUUUUUUGUCUACAAAUGUUUUUUUUAUUGCUUGCUUAAGAAAAUCUUUUACAGUCAAGAAAAAUUUGGAACCUGCAACUCCUUAUGGUUCUUGAGACAAUCAGGAUUCAAUCUUCUUAUUUAUGCUGACUCAGCGUUUUUUGUAAAAUAUUUUUUUGUUAUUUAAAUAGCAAUAUUUUAUGAACCAAAUAAUGUAUCCUCCUGAAAUUUUGCUCAUUACAAUCUUCCACAUGGCAGACAUAUUUUAAAUCACAAAUUUUUUUGACCUCCUUAAUUACAUGUAAAUUAGAUAAUAAAGGAAUAUAUUUUCGAAUAUUUUGACGGUCAAAAUGGUGAUGUCACCUUUAUAAUUUUUUUGAGGCAUUGUUAUAACUUACAAUU
Hydra vulgaris (swiftwater hydra) is the source of this 1422-nucleotide messenger RNA. The record is from RefSeq and is a predicted model, not a curated record. NCBI's taxonomy places the organism in Eukaryota, Metazoa, Cnidaria, Hydrozoa, Anthoathecata, Hydridae.